AUGGCUAGAAGAAGAUCCAGAGGAAACAUCUCCUGCAAAGGCAACACCUCCUGCAGAAACAAAAUCUCCAGCAGACGCAACAUCUCCCGCUCCACCAGAGCAGAGCUUCAAUUUCCUGUUAGCCGGGUAGACCACUACCUGCGAGAGGGCAAGUAUUCCCGCCGCCUGAGCUCUUCUGCACCAGUAUUCCUAGCCGGUGUGCUUGAGUACAUUGCAUCUAACAUCCUUGAUCUGGCUGGUGAGGAGGCUCACACCAACGGCAGGAAGCGCAUCACCCCAGAACACGUGUAUCAAGUGUUAGAGAACAACGAGCAGCUCCACGAACUCUUCGGAGACCCCAGAUCUAUGGAUGAAGAGACAUCAGAACUCAAUGAGAACUAA
Messenger RNA from Microtus oregoni (creeping vole), 381 nucleotides. Its product is annotated as histone H2A-Bbd type 1-like. Bases 1 to 381 code for a protein of 126 amino acids. The record is from RefSeq and is a predicted model, not a curated record. Gene Ontology annotation, molecular function: structural constituent of chromatin; DNA binding; protein heterodimerization activity. Gene Ontology annotation, cellular component: nucleosome. The transcript has a single exon. NCBI's taxonomy places the organism in Eukaryota, Metazoa, Chordata, Mammalia, Rodentia, Cricetidae.